AUGGGGAAAGAUCUCAAAAGUAUGGUGACACGAUGCAUCUACGUCGGGAAAGAGAACGAUAACGUCAAGAAGCUGAAAACCGCAACGGAGGAGCUCAAGGAUCUACGAAGCAAUGUGAUGAAAAGAGUCAAAAUGUACGAGGAUCAGCAAAAGCUGAAACGGCUCGAGAAAGUCCAGGUUUGGCUUAGACAAUCCGACGCAGCGAUCAAAGAGGCUGAAGAGAUGCUGAUGAUGAUGAUGUCUUCUUCUUCUUCGAAUGGAUCGAGCAUGAUGAUGAUGAGUAGUAGUCACAAGACAGACAAGAAGAUUUGCAAGAUGCUGAAAGAGGUUCAGGAGAUAAAGAGCAGAGGAACAUUCGAUGUGGUGGUUGAGAAUAGUGGCAUUGGUAAUGGUGGUGGUGGUGGAUCGAUGAUGAGCUCGACCGUUGAUAGAGAUGAUCAGACAGUUGGACUGGAGGCGGUUUCGGGGUUAGUGUGGCGGUGCAUGACGGUGGAUAACACCGGAAUUAUUGGGUUGUACGGCGUUGAAGGAGUUGGAAAGACGACGGUGUUGACUCAGGUUAACAACAGGUUGCUUCAGCACAAGUUAAACGGGUUUGACUUUGUGAUUUGGGUGUUUGUGUCCAAGAAUCUGAAUCUUGAGAAGAUUCAGGACACGAUUCGAGAGAAGAUAGGGUUUCUUGACAGGUCGUGGACUAGCAAAACGGAGGAAGAGAAGGCCGGUAAGAUCUUCGAGAUACUUAGCAAGAGACGAUUCGCUUUGUUCCUCGACGACGUUUGGGAGAAAGUAGAUCUAGUGAAAGCUGGUGUGCCGCCACCGGACGGACAGAACAGAUCGAAGAUAGUGUUCACGACGUGUUCGGACGAGGUUUGUCGGGAAAUGGGAGCACAAACGAAGAUCAAAAUGGAGAAGCUGCCAUGGGAGAGAGCGUGGGACUUGUUCAAGAAGAAUGCCGGAGAAGAGACGGUGAAGAGCCACCCGGACAUAACCAAGUUGGCUCAGGAGGUUGCAGCCAAGUGCGACGGCCUCCCCCUGGCUCUGGUCACAAUCGGCCGAGCCAUGGCCUCUAAGAAAACACCUCAAGAAUGGCGUGACGCUUUGUACAUCUUGAGUAAUUCUCCUCCCAAUUUCUCAGUUCUCAAGUUACUGGAUAGGAACUAG
This is a messenger RNA of Eutrema salsugineum, 1161 nucleotides long. RefSeq names its product putative disease resistance protein At3g15700. Lineage: Eukaryota; Viridiplantae; Streptophyta; Magnoliopsida; Brassicales; Brassicaceae. Bases 1 to 1161 code for a protein of 386 amino acids. The record is from RefSeq and is a predicted model, not a curated record. Gene Ontology annotation, molecular function: ADP binding. The transcript has 3 exons.